GGCAUCAUUUGACGGACAAUCCCACAAUCCUAAUCCAGAGAGUGAGGAUGCAGCAGCGGCGUUUCAGGGUCCGUUAAGCACUUAUUUCGGUGGUGACUGACGAAACUCUGCUAAGGCUUUGUUCCAUCACACCUUUAAUCUGACUUUUUCGGCUGCCGCUUUUUAAUCAACUGGUACAGUUUCCUCCCUGACUUCGCAGACGUUACGUUGGGACAAUGGAAUCUAACGUUAUCCCGGACAGUAUCCGCCCUCAAAGGCUGCAGCCGGGGAUUGGAUUCGGUUCAGGACCAACCGGGACUCUCCGCUCCUCUCUCCGGCCCGGGGUUACGGUCCCCAUCGCGCCGCUGCUGCCCCCCUCGGCCUCACUGUCCGCUUCGUCCGGGCCUCCUCCACCGCCACCACCGCUGCAGCUCCACAGCCUGUACGGCAGUAUGGGACCCGUGCUGGGGCCGGGGGCUAGCGGCCACUGUAACCCCGGGAACCCGGCGGUGCUGAAGGAAGCGGUGGAGGCUGUGGUCCGCAGCUUCGCUAAACACACACAAGGCUACGGCAGAGUAAACGUGGUGGAAGCUUUGCAGGAAUUCUGGCAGAUGAAGCAGACCAGAGGCGCCGACCUGCGAAACGGAGCUCUGGUUGUUUAUGAAAUGGUCCCGUCCAACAGCCCUCCAUAUGUCUGCUAUGUUAGCCUUCCAGGCGGCAGCUGCUUUGGAAGUUUCCAGUUUUGUCCAACAAAGGCAGAGGCGAGGCGCAGCGCUGCCAAGAUCGCUCUGAUGAACUCUGUUUUUAAUGAACAUCCUUCUCGUCGAAUUACAGACGACUUCAUCGAGAAGAGCGUGAAUGAGGCGCUGGCCUCCUUCAAUGGAAACAGAGAAGAGGCUGAUAAUCCCAACACAGGGAUCGGGGCUUUUCGCUUCAUGCUGGAGUCCAACAAAGGAAAGUCCAUGCUGGAGUUUCAGGAGCUGAUGACUGUGUUCCAGCUGCUGCACUGGAAUGGAAGCCUCAAAGCUAUGAGAGAGCGACAGUGUUCCCGACAGGAGGUUCUGGCUCAUUACUCCCACCGGGCCCUCGACGAUGACAUGCGCACCCAGAUGGCAGCCGACUGGGUGAACCGAGAGCAGAGCGUGGCGGGCACCAUCGCGCAGGAGCUGGCCUCGACAGAGCGAGAACUGGAGGAUGCCAGGCUGGCAGGCAGAGAACUCCGCUUUUACAAAGAGAAGAAAGACAUCAUGAUGUUAGCCGUGGGUCAGCUCAGCGCAGCCAACGCCGCCACUCUGCCCUCACACUAAAGCUUUGUG
Messenger RNA from Melanotaenia boesemani (Boeseman's rainbowfish), 1295 nucleotides. RefSeq names its product limb and CNS expressed 1 like (gene lix1l). NCBI's taxonomy places the organism in Eukaryota, Metazoa, Chordata, Actinopteri, Atheriniformes, Melanotaeniidae. Gene Ontology annotation, cellular component: cytoplasm. Gene Ontology annotation, biological process: autophagosome maturation. The coding region runs from base 216 to 1286 and encodes 356 amino acids. The record is from RefSeq and is a predicted model, not a curated record. The transcript is spliced from 6 exons.